Molecule: messenger RNA, 371 nt
Organism: Dentiscutata erythropus
Lineage: Eukaryota; Fungi; Glomeromycota; Glomeromycetes; Diversisporales; Gigasporaceae
Source: the annotation of a GenBank genome assembly
AUGGGUUGGAAUUGGAAUUGUAAGUGGAAUGACAUCAUCAUAUUUAAUUGUUGCAUGGCCGAAUAAGGAUGGAACAGUUACUCUCUCUCAACGUCAAACGACAUCUUAUAGUGAACCAAAAGUUACGGAAUAUCAAAACGACCUUAUUAAUAUGACAACUACAACUAAUGGUGAUGGGAAAUUAGAAGUCAAUUUUAAACGUCUCGUAAAAGUAACCACGAAUACUAUUCCUAAUAAUGGAGAUUUCGUAUGGGCAAUUAGUAAUACUCCAGUAGAUAAUUCUGAUCCUAGUGCAACUAUUAAGAUUCAUUCAAAAAAAGGGGUUAUAAAAAUGAAUUUGGCUGAAGGUGAUACUUCUUCAAACUUAACUC